AUGGAGCACUAUAAAAACAAACAUCUCGGCCACGAAAAUGCAUCAUCAAAACGAGCAUCUAUCGCCAUUCAAUCAUACCGGGACAAAAAUACAACCAAAUCACCUCGACAGUCAAUAAUCAGAAAAAUGGGAUCUACAAUCAAGCCAAUUCAGCUUUACGGAGGGAUUCUCGGCCCCAACCCGUUGAAGAUUGGAAUCCUUCUCACCGUCCUCGAGCUGCCCUGGGAGCCAGUUGCGGUCGACCAUGCCGACAUCAAGAAGCCAGCAUAUGAAGCAAUCAACCCAAAUGGCCGACUGCCUUCCAUUCACGACCCGAAUACCGACUUGACUAUUUGGGAAAGUGGCGCGAUCGUCGAAUACCUAAUUGAGCGAUACGAUGCCGAAGAGCCUCGCAAGCUCAGCUUCACCCCUCGCUCUGCGGAGGCCGAGCUCGCUCGCUCUUUCCUCUACCUCCAGGUCUCGGGCCAAGGCCCGUACUACGGACAAGCAUACUGGUUCAAGAAGUACCACGCCGAGAAGAUUCCCAGUGCCGUGGAGCGCUACGUCAAUGAAGCCAAGCGUGUUACUGGUGUACUCGACAAGUGGCUGGGCGCCCAGAAGGAAGCCAACAGCGCAAACCUUGGAGAUGGCCCUUGGUUGGUUGGCAACAAGUUGUCUUACGCCGACAUCUCAUUCAUCCCUUGGCAGGCAGCCGCCCACAUGGCGUUGAAUGACGAAGGAUUUGACGCCAAUGAGUUCCCGCAUGCGAAGGAUUGGUUCGAGCGCAUGGCUUCUAGAAAGGAGAUCAAGGCUGUUUUGGAUUCAUCGGCUGAACAGAUGGCAAAGCGGACGGCUGCUGCAUAA
Penicillium salamii is the source of this 843-nucleotide messenger RNA. NCBI's taxonomy places the organism in Eukaryota, Fungi, Ascomycota, Eurotiomycetes, Eurotiales, Aspergillaceae. The record is from the annotation of a GenBank genome assembly.